GAAGCCUGAAUUUGGAAAAUCCUUACCAUCCAUUUAUUAAAUGCAUUCAUUUCCAUUGACAAAUAUAUAUAGAGAAAGACCCUUUUUCCCAUUCUCUGGAGGAAUUGCACUGCUCAAUAACAAAAGAGGGGUCAAAAACUUUUCACAAAUUACUCCUUCACAAGAAUCAAACAACAAGCAAGUGAUGGGUCUGGGAAGAUUGAUGGUGACUCUGAAAUCUAAGAUAAGGUCUUUGAAGAUUAUGAAGAAGCCUGAUUAUGAUAAGGUGGAGAAGAGUGAGAGCAUGAGAAUGGAGAUUAGGAGCAGGAAGGCCAGAAAGCUCAUUGAAGAGACCCUCAAAGUGGCUGAUUCACCAAAGUCCAAAGCUUUUGCUUUCUGAUAUAUAUAUAUAAAUAUAUGCUUCAUUUGUACUCAGAUUAUUUAGUAUCAUUAUUAUUUGUUCAAUGUUUUCUCUUCAAUUUUGGUUCAUGCACCAUAUGUAGUUUCAAUGACAUGUAUGUUUAUCUUUGUUCUUGAGGUCUCUGUCUCUGCUCCUUUCCAUCAACCACAUCCACCAAAAACCAAGUUUGAGUAACAUUUGUGGUGAAUAUACUUCUGGAAUUA
Molecule: messenger RNA, 603 nt
Organism: Glycine soja
Lineage: Eukaryota; Viridiplantae; Streptophyta; Magnoliopsida; Fabales; Fabaceae
Exons: 2
Coding region: 41-379 (112 amino acids)
Source: RefSeq, a predicted model, not a curated record